Molecule: messenger RNA, 1323 nt
Organism: Paramecium tetraurelia
Lineage: Eukaryota; Ciliophora; Oligohymenophorea; Peniculida; Parameciidae
Exons: 1
Biological process (GO): proteolysis
Molecular function (GO): cysteine-type peptidase activity; deNEDDylase activity
Source: RefSeq, a predicted model, not a curated record
AUGUUAGAAAAAGAUUAGUUCAUAUAAGUAACACUUUUGCUAAUUGUUAUUGUUUCAUAUUUAGGUCAUAAAAUACAUGGGGAAUAACAAAAUUAAUUAAAAAAAUUAAUUCAAAAAGUCGCCCAAUCAUGUUCGUAAGAUUAUGAUGAUGUGAUUACAUAAAUUUCUGAAAAUAUUUAGGGUUUCUUUUAAGACAAAGUACCUCCACUCCUACCACAAUAAUAAAAAUAAAAAGAAAAAAAAAGCUAAAGUAAUUUUAUCAUUCGCCAUUACGAAAAAUUUUUUAUUGCAUAAUAUUCUAAUUAAACCAACCUUAAAAGCGAGAAUAGUGUUUAAAUUAAAUGCUAAACUAAUGAGAUCUUAUAUGCAAAAAAAUUCAUUGACAAUAAUUCUGACUCUUUUACAGGAGAGGGUUUUUAAUACAAGGUGACUUAUGAUAAUAACUUAAAUCCAAAUUAUGAAUUAUACGAAGGCUAAUUUUUAAAUGGAUUAAAACAUGGCAUAGGGAAAUUGUAUGGUUAGAAAUCUGAGAAUGUUUAUUAUGAAGGUGAAUGGAAGAAUGAUAAAAUGGUGUCUCAACGGAAAGAAAAAUUUUAAACAGAUUAGUUAGAAAGAUAAUCGCUAAUAAAGUUUAUUAUUAGAGAUGGUGAUUAGAUAGUUAGUUAGAAUAAAAGGCAGAUAGAGAAAAGGAAAAGAGUAGAUGAUUGGAUAAAAUAUAAUUAAUAGAUUUCUGAGCAUGAUAUAGAUAGAUUAUAGAGUAAAAGCAAAUGGUUCACAAGCUCAAUUAUAGACAGCUUUGCCUUAUAUCUAAAUAUAAAAAUGGAAGAGAAAUAUUUUUAAAUUGACCCUAAUGAAAGGAGAUAGGCUUUAAGAUAAGUGUUUAUUCCAAGUUAGAUUUUUACUUCAAUGUAGAAUGAAAAAAAAGAUGGUAAUCAGGAGAUAUUUCAAAAGCAUUUUCUUGAGUAUAAGAUAAUAGAAUACAAAAUAGAGAAAAUCUUUGAUAGAGUUAAUUUUAUUGUUAAUAGAAAUAACGCUCAUUGGUUUUUAAUAUAACUAAAUUUAAGAAAUUAUGAAAUGGUUGUUAUGGAUAGUCUUAAAAAUAAGCAUCAAUAUUACAACUUUGCAAAAGACAUUCUCAAUUAGAUAUUUGAUAAUAAAAUAAAGAGGAUAACUUUAUCAAAUUAAUGUCAUGUCUAAAAGAAUGGAAAUGAUUGUGGUCCAUAUACUUGUAUACACAUGUUAGAGAUAAGUGAGAUCUAAUCAAAAUUGCGAAAUCCAUCUGAGAUGAGGGAUUUUUUACUCUCAAAAUUAAAAUAAGAUUGA